CGCGCUCGUGCCCGUUAUCUUCUCCGCCGCGCGCGGGCGCGUGACACAGCAGGCAAAAUCCAGGAGGAGUGGGAGUCCCCGCGCAGGGAGCGCGCCCCGUCACCGACAGUGUCCGUACCCCCCGCCAUGUACCGGGCCCUGUACGCCUUCCGCUCCCCGGAGCCGAACUCUUUGCAGUUCGGGCCUGGGGAGAGCUUCCUGAUCUUGGAGCGGUGUAACCAGCACUGGUGGCUGGCCAGCAGCUGCAGCAGCGGGGACACGGGCUACGUGCCGGCCUCCUACCUGGAGAGGAUCAAGGUACAGGAACAGGAUGUUGUUCUACAGUCUAUCGAUCGAGCCAUUGAGGCUGUUCACAAUGCAGCCAUGAAGAACGGGGGUAAAUACAACCUGGAGCAGAGAGAUGUCCUACAAAAACUUAUUCAUCAUAGGAAGGAAACACAAUCCAGAAAAACCCACUCCCCAACCAGCCAGUCAAAUUCCAUGACCUCGUCCUCCAGCAAUUACCAUUUAGAUUCUGGACGACAACCCAAUGGCAUUUGCCGGACCAGCCUCGAUCGCCACAUGAGCUUACCCAACUCAGAGAUAGAGUCCGAGGAUAACAGUCCCUACCAGGUUCCGCCACAGCCCCGACGUGCCGCUCCUAUUACACCACCCCCACCAGAGAAACGGAAAAACGCGCCUAUCACGCAAACUACUAAAAAUGGUGUUGACACAACUUCAAGGUCAAUAUUCAACGUGUCCACUACGAGUGUGUCCUCUCUUGACACGGUGUGUACGACUUCCUCAGACUCUUCUCAUCAUACCAGCACGUCCAGCCCCAGUAAUACGCCCCCACCUGUACCCAGUAGAAGUGCGCAUACUACAGUGUCCCAGAGUCUGGACACCUGUUCCUCCGUGCCAGGAAUGCUGAACUCCCGCGGUCAGGGGGCAGCCGCUGGUGUUCCCGACAAGGAGAACCUCAUCGAAAACGGCAAGAAUCCACACACCAAGAGAACUGCCCCAGCCCCUCCCUGCUUGGAAGCGUUCAAUUCCGUCAACCAAGACGGCAAAACAAAAUCCCCUUUGAAAUCUGCGACGCCAGAAACUACAACCACCGUUGAAGCCGUCCCGAAAACCCUUGGGGCCGAGUUGAUUGAACUGGUUAGGAAAAACACCAACCUCAGUUAUGAACUAUCCCGAGUGGCCAUUGGCGUGAUCGUGGGACACAUUCAGACAUCUGUCCCGUCGACAGGACCCGUGAUGGAACGGAUUCUCAUCUCUCUAGUGGAAAGCAAGGAUUCCAGCUCUGGAUUGCCUUCCGGGCAGAUCUGUCACGACGAGCAGCGGCUAGAGGUGAUCUUUGCAGACUUAGCCAGACACAAGGAUGACGCACAGCAGCGUAGCUGGGCCCUGUACGAGGAUGAAAACGUCAUUCUCUGUUACUUGGAGGAACUUCUCCUAAUUCUGACAGAUGCAGAUCCUGAGGUGUGCAAGAAAAUGUGUAAGCGGAACCAGUUUGAGGCUGUCGUGUCCCUGGUGGCUUAUUAUCAGAUGGAACACCGCGUUCCUCUGCGGUUGUUGCUGCUGAAGUGUUUUGGAGCAAUGUGCAACCUGGAUGCAUCCAUUAUUUCUGCUCUGGUUAACUCUCUCCUGCCCAUGGAGCUGGCUCGCGACAUGCAGACGCACACUCAAGAGCACCAGAAAAUGUGUUACUCCGCGCUUGUCCUGUCGAUGAUUUUCUCCAUGGGGGAGCCGCUCCCGUAUCACCAUUACGAGCAUCUGAGCAGCCAGUUUGUCCAGUUCCUGCUGGACGUCAUUGAGGACGGGUUGCCAUCUGACACCACCGAGCAGCUGCCUGACCUAUUCCUCAACGUGCUACUGGCGUUCAACCUGCACAUAACCGUUCCCGCAAACAAUGUAAUCAUGAAAACCCUAUGCAAGCGUCCCCAUGUCAAGAUCUUUACAGAAAAGCUGCUGCUUCUUCUCAACCGAGGCGAUGAUCCUGUCUGUAUCUUCAAACACCAGCCGCAGCCUCAGCACUCUGUCCUGAAGGUCCUACAAGAUUUGUUUGCCAGCGUAGACACGGCAAACAGCUUCUACCACUCGGAUAUGAUGGUAAUGAUCGAUAUCGUAGUGCGCCAGAUAGCGGAUCUAUCUCCUGGGGAUAAGCUACGAAUGGAGUAUCUGUCCCUGAUGCACUCCAUCAUCCGCUCGACGGAUUACCUGCACCACCUCCACUGCCAGCCAGACCUGCACAGUACACUACAGCGUAUUCUAGAUGAAGAAGAGGAAGGACCUCACUGCCUGAUGGACAAAAUGAUUAUCCGUGAAAUAUACCGAGAGUUCCCUCAAAUCUCUCAAGAGAGCGGUUGAAUGGGCACUGAUGUGGCACAUUGACAAAAUCGUUUACAAAUGCCAUUUAUAGUCUUCUUAUUUUCUACGAAACCCCCGGCUAGUCUGAGGCUUGUUACAGAGCAGUGUUAGCGCAGACCCUUCUACUAGAGAAGACGCUUAGCCAGUUUGUUUUUCCGUAGUUACAGGGCAUCGUGCUGCUAAAAAGUUAUAAUAUGGCAUUAGAGAUGUUAUUUCAGAUUUUUUUUCCUAAUGCUUUUUCGGGUCUGACCUUUUUUUUAGCUUUCUGAGAUCAUCCAGCGAGAGGGUAGAAGUGUAGGCUGGAAAUCUUAGAUUUGUAUCUUUCCGCACGUACACCUUUGCUAUAUGCCUGUUGGGUUUAUAGGAUGGCAUGUCGUCUCUCGGACGUUUUCUAUACUGAACCGUGGUUUUGUUUAUGUAUCAAAACUGACAGUCCCUGACCUGUAAGUUUAUGAGAGAAUGUUUCCUACAUAUAUUACUCUCUCCAGGUGUUGCAGAAGCGCUAUAGUUCUGCAAUAGCCUUUUCGCUGACAACAUUGGGCAUAUUUAUGGUGAACAGGGAGAUGGAUGAACUUUUAUAAAAGGGACAUUUCCCCCCCCCCCCCAAACUCAGUUGGUUUUUGAGAACUGUAAAAUGCAGUCACGGAGGAGUGACGUGCAAAUGAUGUCACUGGUUUUUAGAAUCAUUGCAGCCCACGGUACUGUAUGUCAUGGUAUGCAGAAUGAUUAAAGGGUCAAUUCAGUUAGCUGUGUGGCAGCUGGUCCUACAAGUAAGCGCAGCCAUAUGCCACAUUUAUGUCAGCGGCAAAGUCUCAGAUUUGGUCUUUAGUCCCAUAGUGCUGCAUACAAACAAUACAGGUGGGGGUGCGUCUUAAGGUGCCAUCGCCAACGUUCCCUGCUGUCACUACAGCAAUUCACAUCCCUCACGUCUAAUUGAAUUUACCCCUUAAUGGGUGUAAUUCAGACCUGAUCGCUCGCUAGCGUUUUUUUGCAGAGCUGCGAUCAGGUCAGAACUGCGCAUGCUAAUGCACCGCAAUGCGCAGGCGUGUCGCACGGGUAUAAAGCGGUUCGUUGCUCUGCGAUGGGUUUGUGCGAAGAAUCCAUUCACACGGGCGAUCGCAAGGAGAUUGAUAGGAAGAAGGCGUUUGUGGGUGGUAACUGACCGUUUUCUGGGAGUGGUUGGAAAAACGCAGGCAUGUCCAAGCGUUUGCAGGGCGGGUGUCUGACGUCCAUUCCGGUCCCGGACAGGCUGAAGUGAUCGCAACGGCUGAGUAAGCCCUGGGCUGCGCAGAGACUGCACAAACUCUUUUUGUACCGCUCGGCUGCACAUGCGAUCGCACGCUUGCACAGCUAAAAUACACGAAAAUUACUGUGAACGCAGGACUGCAAAAAACAGCUAGCAAGAGAUCAGGUCUGAAUUACCCCCAAUGUCUUUCUAUGAAGUAGCCUUGCAGAUGAGCAGCUGAUUCGUCACAUAAGGUUAAGAUUUCGUUAGGGGGGAUAUUGGUGCAUUUUCCCCUAAGUGUAGUAACAAAAAGGCUUUCAUUGUUACAAAAAGAAAAUUUGAAAAGACAUCAGCGUAAGUAUUCUUUUUUACGUGUCAUUUUUACGUACUCGAAUAUCAUCAUGUUUAACUGAAGCCUUUUAACUGGUGGUUAAAUUAUCUAAGAUACCUCCCAGAUGUUGAGAAUAAUCUGCAGAAUGUUUGUCAUUUUCAGACUUCUAAAACGCAGUCACACUGUGAGGAUGUUACCCUUAAUCCAGUCUGUAACAUACGAGUAUAUACACUUGGAAGAGCGCCAUUUUCACCAGUAAUGCUUCCACCUAUAACGGAGGCUUGCGAUAGGAGGAUUUCUUGUAAAUAUUGGCUGCUAAACGCUCUUCUAUACAUUUAAAGAUUUUUAGUAUUAUUGCCAAAAUCACGUUAAGACCAAUUCUCAAGUAAUUGAUUUCUUAAUUUUUUUUUCUACAUUUUAUUACCGUUAAUAUCACUAUAGAUCAGUGGUUCUCAAACUCUGUCCUCAGGACCCCACACGGGUCACGUUUUCCAUUUCAUCCGGCAGCUGCGCUGUGUUAUCACCAACUGUCACAUUUUAAAAAUCUACAGGUGACCUGCAAAACAUGAACCGUGUGGGGUCCUGUUUGAGAACCUGUGCUAUAGAUAAUACUGGCGCUUGUGCUUAUUGCAGGCCCUUAUGUGACUGUUAGGAUUUCUGUCUGCCAAUAGCUGAGAACAAUACUCCGCCUAUCAAUUCACUGGCUCUAAUGACAUUACUGAGGCAUGAGGCACCAUUUCAUAGUGAGAAAGUCUAUGUCUCCGUUGAGUAGAUGACAGCAAAACAGUUGAGAUUAAAAAAAAAUGUAAUAGGGGUAAUUUUUAUUUACUUCCUUUUUUUUUUUUUAAAGCAUGCGUCAUUAAAAAUAAAACUAACCAACGUGUCUCGUGUCUGCUAUUAAAUUUUUUACUGAUAUUGCUAAACUGAAAUAGUUAUAUAUUUUAUUUACCAAAAGCAUAUGCAUGAGUGAAUCCUAUUUUUUUAGCAAAUGCUGCAACUAAACCUAAAGAUUUUAGCAUUAAAUAUCAAUUCAGAAAUAUUGCUUACAUGUACUGUAUGAUAGAACGAACAAUAAAAUACAAUUCCAGAUUUCCAUUGUCAUACAUAUUGUAUAAUGUGGGGGUGGUGUAUCCGGAGCACACGCAGCAAACACUGGACACCUGUGUUCUUUGUAUGUAUUUUUAAUUUCUACAUUAAUCAGUAAAAACUUCCAAAGUUUUAACUUGUCUGCUAGUUAUUAAUACUACAUAUAUAAUACCAUCGCAUAAGGAUACAACAUGCGGCUCUCCAAUUGUUAUGGGACUACACAUCCCAGAAUGCCCUCAUAGAAAAACUGUGGCAGGACAUGCUGGGAUGUAUAGUUCUAGAACGGCAAUCUUGAUGUAUAUUUAAAGCGGCAAUCAUUUAAAAGGUUUUGCCUAGGGUGAUAAUUCUAAAAGGCAGUGUAAAAAAAAAAGGGGGGGGUAGUGUUCCAAAGUUAUUUAUUUGUGGGAAUCCCUCUGGUUAUAUACAGCAGAUUGCUAUAACCGGGUAUUCAGAAUUAUUUUUCCCCAAUGUAUAUUACUAUUUUGAUCGUCUUUAUUGUCCACAUGAAGCAAGCGCUUAAAGGGUAACUCCACCGUUAGGGUUACGUGGUCGGUGCACAGGAUCCCGGCAGCAGAGUUGGAGGGGGGGGGGGGGGGGGGGAACAAAACCCCUUGAGGGCUCGCUUCAUCUGCUACGUAGCGGGCUCUGUGGUUUGCUGCACUCGCCCCAGGUUCUAUUCCUACUCUGUGGGUGUCGUGGACACCCACGAGUGUGAAUAGCCCCUGUUAGCCGGUAUUGUGGUUGGCAGCAUUGUCAAUGUUCGGGAUCGUGGCGUUGGUAUGCUGACCGCCGGGAUCCCGUGCGCUUGCCAAGUAACCACUCUCCCACCAUUAGGCCCCUCACACACAGAAAAUAUGCAAAAUCUCCUUCCCUGAAUCUGAGAACUGUCUUCUUCCCUGCAGCAGUGGUUCUCAAACUCAGUCCUCAGGACCCCAAACAGUUAUUUUCCAGAUCACCUACUGUAGCAUGUGUGCAGGUGUCUUUAUUUCUCACUGUCACAUGUUAAAAGAUGCACAGUUGGAGCAAAUUAUUUCACUUGUGAUUCUUCGAGGAGACCUGGAAAACAUGUACUGUUUUGGGGUUGAGUUCGAAAACCUGCGUUUUGAAUGAUUGCCUCUUUAGACCUACAGACUUCGCACGCCGGGUUGACAGAUAUCGUACCCUAUUACAUAUACCACUUUGACACUUACUAAAGGUCUCCGUUGACAGCAGCAUACACCCGAUUACUAAAAUGCCCUGCGUUUAAUAAUUCUCAUUAAUAAAUGCAUCUCAGUCUUUUCUAAACACAAAUGCAUUAUAAUACAGUAUGUGUUGCAUUGUUUAGUGAUCUCUUUAUUGCUGCUGUCAUGCAUUGCAUUGUCACAUCUUCUAUUACUUUGCUGUAACCUCAUUUUGCACUUUUAUUUCACUUGCGUCUGGCAGGAGUGCGGAUUCUGCUGGAGAGCGCGACUCUCUGUUUUGCCUUUUCAGCACUUAAGAUAGUGGGCCUAAUUCAGAGUUGAUCGCAGCAGCAAAUUUUGUAGCAGUUGGGCAAAACCAUGUGCACUGCAGGUGGGGCAGAUGUAACAUGUGCAGAGAGAGUUAGAUUUGGGCGGGGUGUGUUCAAACUGCAAUCUAAAUUGCAGUGUAAAAAUAAAGCAGCCAGUAUUUACCCUGCACAGAAACAAAAUAACCCACCCAAAUCGAACUCUCUCUGCACAUGUUAUAUCUGCCCCCCCCCCCUGCAGUGCACACGGCUUUGCCCAACUGCUAACAAAUUUGCUGCUGCGAUCAACUCUGAAUUACCCCCCGUGUCCCACCAAAUAUGUUUCACCCUACAUGAUGUACUGUAUAGUAAACAUUAAGUUUUGAUUGUAGCGUUGAUCUCAAGUUCAUGUUUCUGAACUCAUCUGCUCUGAACAGACAAAACUACAGAAGCUUUUCCGCAUUUCUAAUGCUAGGUUUGCUUUAAUGGUGGCCUCAUUUUGAGUUGUAUCCAUUUGUGUUUUGUUGUAAACCUGAAAACAUCCUGUGAAUGUUGUGAUCUGGAUUAAUUUAUGUUGUAACAUCUUGUAUGUUUCUCAAACUGAAACCUGUAAGCUAUGACCGCUAGUCUUUCAACCAGUGCAACUGACCAACAAUAUUGUAUAUGUAUCUCUUGUUUUCCAGUUAUAAAAUAUUUCAAAUAACAGUGUUGAAAUAAAGGAAAUAAAACUCUA
Pseudophryne corroboree (corroboree frog) is the source of this 7192-nucleotide messenger RNA. It is a transcript of the gene NCKIPSD, whose product is annotated as NCK interacting protein with SH3 domain. The transcript is spliced from 13 exons. Gene Ontology annotation, molecular function: protein binding; Arp2/3 complex binding. The coding region runs from base 127 to 2352 and encodes 741 amino acids. NCBI's taxonomy places the organism in Eukaryota, Metazoa, Chordata, Amphibia, Anura, Myobatrachidae. The record is from RefSeq and is a predicted model, not a curated record. Gene Ontology annotation, biological process: endocytosis.